AUGCUCGAGAAGGUCUUACCGGCUGAGCGGCCGCUCUUUCUGGGCAAAGAACGACGACCGUCGGCAGAACCCCUCCUUCCUCACCUCUCUUCCGCCCAUGCGGCAAGCGUCGUGGCGCCCAGCAGACCGGGCAGAUGGACGAAGGCGCUCGCGGUCGUGCUUCUGCUCUACGGUGUCGCGACUCUCGGCACCUCCCCCGGCCGGCCCUUCGGAUGGAUGGCUUCGCGCAGGGGAGCGCAGGCUUGCGAGGCGGACGGGCUAGCGUCACCCACGGUCCCUCGUCGAGACGACCAACAUCGCAUCGUCGUUCGAGUCCGCCCAGCCUCGGCAGACGAGCCCCGACUUCGCAACCCAGACAAUACCGUCCUCCCUCAGGCUUUUCACCCUCGCCUCGCAGCCGAAAACGCUCGACUGUUCUCGCGGCAUUCCUCAGCUCUACCACUCGCUUCAGGCCACCCGAAGAACUGCAUCACUCCGGCCUCUCACUCCCUACCCAUCCUUCCCAAAGUCGAAUCCUCCGCGCAAGAUCCCGAGAUCUUCUUCUCCAUCUCCACCUCGCCAGCACGAGCCGUCAAGUACGCUCCAGUCUGGCGACACUUCAUGCUCGCGCCGCGACCUACGACUCCCGCCCUCGACGACAUCAGCGGACGACUUCGUUCGCCAACUGCGCCGGGGUGCGUCGUCACAGAUGCGCAGGGUGCGAACGAUGGUAGGGGACAGGCGAUGGCCAACGCCGAGUUUCGUCGACAAGGACUGUCGUGCACCAUGAGGGACAGCUCGCGCGUCGGCGAGCGGUAUGAGAUGCGAGUGCUCGGCCUGGUGAAGGAUGUCUGGCAGGAGAGCGAGCGUCGGCGCUGGCAGGACGGGGCGUCGUUGGUGGAGUGGUUCGUCUUCGGCGACGACGACACCUGGUGGACCGACCCCGUCAUGCUCCGCCAGCUGCUGGCAGGCUACGACUCGCGGGAGGAGUUGAUCCUCGGCACCUUCAGCGAGACUCGCGGAAACUUCGACAUGUUCGGCCGGAUUGCGUUCGGCGGAGGUGGGAUUGUGAUCAGCCGCUCGCUUGUACGCAAAAUGCAGGGCAUGCUGGAUAAGUGCGCCGAGCGCUUCGCGCACAUCUUCGGCGGAGAUGGGUUGAUUUCGGAGUGUGCGGCUUGGACUCGCAACGUCCCGCUUGACCAGCUUGUCGAGGAGGUACCGGCAAUGCGGCAGAUGGACAUUCGCGGCGACGCUACCGGAUACUUGACCGCAGGAACUGCUCCUUUCCUCAGCUUGCACCACUGGAGCAGCUGGCUUGACGUCUUUCCCGGCAUCGAUGCCUUUAGGGCUAUCGACAUCCUUUCGUCCGCCGCCUCUGCGGUCGGUGGACCCAACUUCCUUCGCCGCUGGAUCUUCGACGAAGGUCGUGUCACCUGGACAGUCGGCCACAGCAUUACCGUCCACCGCGAGGCUUUGACACCCGAAGAUUUGACCAGGAUCGAGUGGACUUGGUCGGAGCAUCCGCCGAGGCGAGAACCGCGACGAGCGCUCGCUGAAGGCGAAGAAAAACUCACGUACUACCUCACCUCCGUCGAGCGACUAUCGUCCGACCUCACCAUCUUCAAGCAUACCUGCAGUCAUCCUUCCGUCCAAGCCGGGUUGCGCGAGAUCGAUGUCAUGUGGGACACUCGAAGCGAGUCGCCGACAUGGCAGGAUCGUUGGUUGCCGGGCUGGAAUGCGGGAACGGAUGUAGCGAGUGGGCGCUUGUUCGAGAAGGCUAAGCGGCGGGUCGAGUAUGCGGCGUGA
Rhodotorula toruloides NP11 is the source of this 1785-nucleotide messenger RNA. RefSeq names its product glycosyltransferase family 31 protein. Gene Ontology annotation, molecular function: acetylglucosaminyltransferase activity. The record is from RefSeq and is a predicted model, not a curated record. The transcript has 5 exons. The coding region runs from base 1 to 1785 and encodes 594 amino acids. NCBI's taxonomy places the organism in Eukaryota, Fungi, Basidiomycota, Microbotryomycetes, Sporidiobolales, Sporidiobolaceae.